This is a messenger RNA of Corticium candelabrum, 1401 nucleotides long. Its product is annotated as probable endonuclease 4. Gene Ontology annotation, biological process: base-excision repair. The record is from RefSeq and is a predicted model, not a curated record. Gene Ontology annotation, cellular component: mitochondrion; nucleus. Lineage: Eukaryota; Metazoa; Porifera; Homoscleromorpha; Homosclerophorida; Plakinidae. Bases 36 to 1235 code for a protein of 399 amino acids. Gene Ontology annotation, molecular function: phosphoric diester hydrolase activity; DNA binding; DNA-(apurinic or apyrimidinic site) endonuclease activity. The transcript is spliced from 2 exons.
AGUCUAGGCAACAAAGUAGGUCUGUAGGUAUACAGAUGCAAAGGAGGCUGCGGUCAGCUAAACUAACGACUGUGCACGAUGAUGCUUUUGUUUGCAGCAGUAUAACGAAGAAAGAAAAUAUUGACGAAACAAAAGGGAAGAAAAGGAAGAGACCUGCGAAUAAAUCUCGUCCGGAAAGGAAAAAGGCAAGGACAACUAGCAAGUCCAUUCAGGAGGAUCAUGACGUCAGUAAAGAUGAUGACGUCAGAGCGGAAAAAUCUAACCAAUCAAAUUCCAAGUUUGGGUCAUCACGUGGUAUGAACACGGAUGAUGUCAUGAAAACAGAACCAGAAGUGCAAGUCGAUGUGAAAUCUGUGCCAAUGAAGGCAGAGACAAAGGCAGGGACGAAGCCGCUGUAUGUGGGUGCUCAUGUGUCGAUAGCCGGCGGACUAGAAAAUGCUGUUUUCAAUGCCGUCUCGAUUGGAGCAAAUUGUUUUGCCCUGUUUCUUUGUUCGCAGCGUCAAUGGAAGAAAAAACCUCUUAGUGAGGAAACAGUCGAGGCUUUCCGGACUGCGUGCGAAAAGCAAGGAUUUAGUUCAGACAGUAUUCUUCCUCAUGGAUCAUACCUGUUGAAUCUUGGCUCACCAGAUGAAGAAACGCUAGCAAAGAGUAGAGACUCUCUAAUUGAUGAGAUGAGUCGCUGCCAGAGACUUGGUAUUUGCUUGUACAAUUUCCAUCCUGGCUCUACUUGUGGAAAAAUUUCAGUUGAAGAGUCAGUGAAACGCAUCGCUACUGGCAUCAAUCUCGCACACGCUGAAACCGAAGGUGUGACGGCAGUGAUUGAGAAUAUGUGCUGCCAGGGAUCAACUGUUGGUGGGAAGUUUGAGGAGCUACGAGAUAUCAUUAAUAUGGUUGAUGAUAAGAGUCGAGUCGGCGUCUGUUUGGAUACCUGCCAUGCAUUUGCUGCCGGCAACGAUCUUCGUACGAAAGAGGGAUAUGAAAGGAUGAUGUCAGAGUUUGAUGAAACGAUCGGUUUGGAGUUUCUAAAGGCUAUUCAUCUUAAUGACUCGGUUGGUGAUGUUGGCUGUCACUUGGAUAGACAUGAGAACAUUGGUAAAGGAAAGAUCGGUCUGCAGGCGUUCAAGUAUGUGAUGAAUGAUCCUCGGUUGAGAGGAAUACCAAUGAUCCUGGAAACACCAGGAAAUGUUGAUGAUGCUACUGAGAUUGUGAAGUUAAGAGGUUUGGCAGAGUUCUAAUGCUAGAAGUAACGGUCUUGAUUUUGAUAUCUAUUACUAUCCUUCUGCAUGUUUGUCACGCAUGCAAGAGCAUGUAUGGUAAACGACAAACAGAGCAGCCUUUUAUUCGUUACCGUGGUUGUGUAGUUGGCUGUUUGGUUUGGUUAAUAAAUACAAUUUCACAUGG